CUUUCCAUGUUAUCACAAAAUAAACAGUGCGUGGAGGUGGUUACCAUAGGCCACCAACUAGCCUCACACUGAGGCAUUUUACUCUGCCUUCACAAGAGGCUUGGUGCUACUCUCCCAGCUUUAACAGAACAAAGAGGCAAACAAAGGGUUUUACUAAUCAUCUUACCCUCAGGACCUUGAACCGGCCUGCAUCCAAACUACUGGUAGAAAGGAAAGGAUCUUGGGACUUACUGUAGGCUAGCCCCUCUGUUUACCACACAGAGGGCGGAAGUCCCCCCUGAGAAACGAAGUUUAAGGCUACAGGCUGAGUGUAAUGCUAGGUGGAUGACAAGCGGGUGGUGCAGUUCUUUGUCUCUCCAAGUUCCUUUCUUUACAGCAGUCCUGGGGAGGCUGGGGGAAGCAGGACAGGCUUAGCGCUGAGGCUGGGGGGCUCACUCUUUCCGGGGCGGUCCCCAGCGGCGGUGCAUUCCAGAGUCGUCCGUGCGUGGCGCGCGAGGUGCUGGAGCACGCAUCCCAGCCUCUCCUGCGCGCUCCCGGGCUUGGAGUCCGAGCACGUUCUCGGCGCUAGCCGGGCUGAGGUUCCAGGGCUGGGGUCGCUUGAGGAUCCCUUGCGAUCCUAGGGACCCAGAAAAUCUCCGAUUGCUGCUUGUAAUCCUGACUGGGGAUCGGGAUCGGAUCUGGGUAUCCUGUGGCUGUCAGUUCUCUGAUCUGUGAGCAGACCGUGAAAAUACUUCAAAUUGUUCAAAGCCCAGGGCUGCUGUGUAGAAGAACUGCUGUCAUUCACCUCUGAGAGAUUACCAAGGUACCUCCAGGUAACUGCCUCAAACAAAUGCAUCUUCUUGGGGGCAAGAGCAUCAAUGUCCAGCAUAAAACCAAAACAUCCAGAAAGGCAAAAGAGAGGGUACAGCAAGAACAAAACUACCAACACAACAGAAAAUAACCAGCUGUCUGAGACAUGGCACCAUGCCUGUAAGCCAGCGCUUGGGAGACAAAGGCAGGGCCAACAUGGAUGCUAUCAGCCAAUCCCCUGUGGAUGUCCUACUGCCCAAGCAUAUCCUGGAUAUCUGGGCCAUUGUCCUCAUCAUCCUGGCUACCGUCGUCAUCAUGACCUCCUUGUUCCUGUGCCCGGCCACGGCAGUCAUCAUCUAUCGAAUGCGGACUCAUCCAGUUCUCAACGGGGCCGUCUGAGACCCUUGCCAGCGGGAUGGCGAGUGUUAAGGGCAGGGGUCUCCCCACUAGCCCGUUCUCAGAAAGACAGUGGGGAGACCCGGGAGCUGGAUUCGUGCUUUAGUUUUCAUUCUGCUGUUGGCCAACAGUGUAGACCCAAGAAGGGACCUAACUCUGUGAGUCCCAAGCUCCUUAGCUUUCAGCUAUGGGUCAUGACCCCUGCCUUCCUACCUCACAGGGUUGUGAGAACCACGUGACAGUGGAGGUAAAAGCUAUUUGAGAGCAGUGAAGCCACUCAGACGUUGUGUGAGGAGAAGCUCUGCAGAACCAAAGACCCCUGAAGCUGCUGACGGGACAGGAGGUGACGGAGACUGGGAAAGAGGAACUUCAGCCCGUGUCCCGUUUGCCAUCUUCAGCAAAUCAGACUUUUUUUUUUUUAAAGUGACAUUCCUUCCAUUUUUCUCAGUUUGGGAGAAAGCUAGUAUGGCAGGGGAGAGAGAUAAGCAUAAGUUCAGAAACGUCUCCGCUAAUUCCUGCUCCUGAAUGAGAGCUUUACUAUUGUGUACCAGUGUCGAAAAGUUGGCAAGAAGGACUGCUUUGUGCACGGAGCCCCCCAUCUCUGUUAGCGCUGACUCUCGGCCAUGUUGGGGAUUCAGGGCGGCUGAGUUUUCUGCUCAGCCUUUCAGCUCCUUGAUGUACCCGCUGUAGAGGAUUUCCUUGUUGCAGUUAGCUUCAAUCUGUUGUUAUUCAUCUUCUGUGGCACUGGAGAUGGAACUUUGACCUCCUUCAUGCUGGGAAAGGCAUCUACCACUGAGCUACAGCCCCAGCCCUUCUGACUCCCACAGCUGUCUGAAGUACUUAUUAUUUUAAGAGAUUUCCCAGGACUUUUGGACCUGACUUAAAACAACGAUGAUUAUUUUAGAUGCUAUGAGUUAUAUUUAUAUAGAGAUAUUCCUAGACUAUUAAAGCUUACCCUUUGAUACGGGAGUCAGGGUCAUCUAGGGAUUUAUUGUUAUGUCAGAAGAUAGCAUAGAUAUUGGGGUAUAUCAUGCCAAAUGAGGCUUACUUUGAUCUUCACUGAUAUAUGAAUCUAGUUUCCAAUAAAUGUCUCACUGAG
Rattus norvegicus (Norway rat) is the source of this 2284-nucleotide messenger RNA. The record is from RefSeq and is a predicted model, not a curated record. NCBI's taxonomy places the organism in Eukaryota, Metazoa, Chordata, Mammalia, Rodentia, Muridae.